GCUCAUCCAGCCAGUGGUUCGGGGCCGGGCUGGGCGAUGAGUUAGCGACGUCGCGGUGUUGGAGAUCGAUCGAGAGCGUCGAGCGUGUACGUGCGGUGUUGUUGCCUACUUUUCGUAAAGUGAUCACUAAAAUUCAAGAUUAUUAAUUGGUUAUGAAUUUUUUUAAAUCUUAUAUUAAAAAAAAAACUUUUUAAACUCACAAUUUAUUAAUUAUUUUCAAAUUUAAAUUAUUUAUGUUAAAAAAUUGAGGUUGUUAUAAAAAUUAUUUAAGAUAUAUUGUAUUUUCACUAUUAAAACAAUAUGUGCGGCUAAUUUGACCCUCGACUGUACUGAUCGACCUCGAGCAUACUUUUCGCAGUAUCAAGUUCCGGUAGCCGGUAUCCUGCAGUAAAGAUCAAGCCUGAAAUUAGGGCUAACUUGCUCCAAGAGUUUCAUUCUUCUUUAAGGAUCGGACGGAGUAUCUUGGCUGAGAUUUGAAGAGAAGUCAAAAUGGCAUCCUUAAUGAGGUUAAGUGUGAGGAGGGUUGCCUCCAAUGUCUCCAAAACGCCCAAGAGGAACUUCCAUGACAAACUAUAUGCCGACAGACUGGACUACCCCGCCCCCAACUGCAGAUUCAUGAAGGAAGCUGACCUCUCAUCAGACAUGCAAGCACUCAAAGUCAAAGAGAGGGGUAACUGGAAAGCCCUGUCACAAGCGGAAAAGAAAGAAUUGUACAGGAUGAGCUUCAACAAGACCUACUCUGAAAUGAGGGCGCCCACCGGUGAAUGGAAAUACGUCAUUGGUGGAGUGAGUAUAGCCCUGGCUUUCUCUGCUGUCAUCUAUGGUUUCCAGAAGGCUUACAUCUCGCCGCCCCUGCCACACACCAUGGCACCCGAGUGGCAAGAAGCCCAGCUCAGACGCGAGAUUGCUAUCAGGAAUGGUCCAAUCACUGGCACAGCAUCCAAGUGGGACUACGAGAAGAACGAAUGGAAGAAAUAAACCGCCGCCGUACCAAACUUAUGUCCUCAAACCUGUAUAUUUGAUAUGAGAAAUAUUCAUAGCUUGCUAGAUAGGCUCUAAAUUAUCCUCAGGACAUUAAUCUAAAUGCAAAUGGGAUUGUUGUGUCUUACUAUCAGUGUCGUGAUUAAAUCUUGAUGGAAAUUUAUUUGUAGAUCAGAAAAAAUAUACAUUCACUUCCUUCAUAUGUAUCAAGCUGGUAAGAUUCUUGCCUGUUUGCAAAACCAACACUAAUCGAGAUACAAUUCUAAUAAUCACACAGUAGUAGGUUUGAAAUUGGCAACUUGUGAAGAUCUCUUGAAAUAUAGUUAUUUCUAUUUGGUGUGAAAGUCAAUACAGUGCUACAAAUAUUAUCCACAAUAACUUGAUGUGCAAGAUAUAUUACUUCAUUUUGAAUACAAGGAAUUUACUUAUGAAUGUGGCUUGUAAUUAUUACAUUAACAGGUGAAAUGGUAUAGAAAAGAAUCAUAUAUUUCCAUAGUGAUGUGUGUUUAAUGGUUUUCUUUGAAGUUGGAUUUUUCCCGGAUGAUUGAUUUUCUCCAUGUUUUAGAUUGAUGUCUUGAAAUAUCAGAUGCAAAAUUAAAAUGUUUUGAACAUUUUAUGCCAA
Messenger RNA from Lytechinus pictus (painted urchin), 1603 nucleotides. RefSeq names its product cytochrome c oxidase subunit 4 isoform 1, mitochondrial-like. The coding region runs from base 490 to 978 and encodes 162 amino acids. The record is from RefSeq and is a predicted model, not a curated record. The transcript has 5 exons. NCBI's taxonomy places the organism in Eukaryota, Metazoa, Echinodermata, Echinoidea, Temnopleuroida, Toxopneustidae. Gene Ontology annotation, biological process: mitochondrial electron transport, cytochrome c to oxygen.